AUGGAGGAAAUCGAUAUUUUAAAUGAUAAGAAAACCAACUGUGAAGAGAUGGAUUCCGAGAAACAAACUCCUGAUGAUAUCCUCAAAGUUUUGGGAAAGAGCAACCACUUCUUAUUAUCUUGUAUUAUUUUAACGGGUCUAUCAUGGACAGUUCUAUCUAUGACCGGAUUAAAUGCUGCUUUUAUAACUCAAACCUGCACAAACUGUACAACAAUGAUAUCAAUCGUUGAUGAGUGGGGUCUGAGAGAUUCUAAAUCUUACUUGGCUGAUCUAACAACAACGGGUUUUAUGGUUGGAAACAUGGUUGGCGGAGCCCUUGUGGCUCAGUAUGCCGACAAGUAUGGACGCAAACCAGUGUUUCUACUAUGUCUGGCAGGAAUCACAUUUUCUGGCAUUUUGGCAGCAUUUUCUACAAAUAUUGAAACGUUUUUCGUGUGUCGACUUUUCCAAGGAGUUUUCUAUACAGGUGGUGCACUAGUAGGUUGGGUUUUAGGAUAUGAAUGCGCUCCACUGCAAUUACGGUGUUUCACCAACGUUCUAUUUGGAUUAACAUGGGUGUUAGGAUAUUGUAUGGUUGCUCCUCUAGCCUACAUAUCUUCAACUUGGCGAUGGCUUAUUGUGUACACCUCGUUCCCCAAUAUCAUAUUGGCUUUGAUAUGUUAUUUAUAUCUUCCUGAAAGUUUGUACUACUUAGUGUCAGAAGGACGCUCAGCAGAGAUAAAAGAUUGGCUCAGAAGAGCUGAUCCAAAAAACUUUAAUAAUGUUCGUUCAUUAGAACCUGCUCAAAUAGUUCAUACAAAAAUCACACAGGAAAAACCCAGAAGUUUGAUUUCUGAGUUGUUGAAGUACAAAAUAUUCAUUGUGUAUACUUCGGUGCUCAUUUAUUUAUGGAUUUGUGACACAUUCAUAUACUUUGGACUCUCCUUGUAUAGUACUCAUUUGGCUGGCAAUGUUUACGUGAAUUAUCUUCUCAUGGGUCUGGUAGAAGUUCCAGCUUACAUUCUUUCUCCAAUCGCAAUGAAUAAAUACGGUCGCAAGUUUGUUCUUUCGGGCACCCAUAUACUUGCUGCACUGAGCUUUGCUGGAUUGAUUUUCUGUUCAGAAGGAAAUACAGUGACAAUAGCAUUAUGGAUGCUGGGGAAAUUUUCCAUUUCUUGUUCUUUCAUGUCGAUCUACGUGUAUGCUAGCGAAAUCUUCCCUACCAACAUUCGUAAUUUGUCGAUCGGUUUUUGUGAAACUCUUUCUCGUAUUGGUGGAAUUUUGGCGCCUUACGUAACAACUUUGGGGAGAAUCUGGCCCAGUCUACCAAUGGUUGUGCUCGGUUUCAUAUCCUUGUUAGGCGGAUUAUUAGUUUUUAUAAUGCCUGAAACGCUAAACAAGCCACUUCCUUCUACGAUUCAUGAGAUAUCAACCAGAGAUGAGAGAGAUUCAGUGUAA
This is a messenger RNA of Auanema sp. JU1783, 1437 nucleotides long. The record is from the annotation of a GenBank genome assembly. Lineage: Eukaryota; Metazoa; Nematoda; Chromadorea; Rhabditida; Rhabditidae.